AUGGCGUUAAUUCAUGUUCCUAAUCCGCCUCUUGGAGUAGAUUUAGACGCAGAAGCUGAGGAUCGGGAUGAGUUUCAUAUCGACAAGAUGGCGACUGAUUUUACGGAAGCCGAGGAAUCGAUUCGUCAUAACGUGUACCCAGAAAAUGACGAUGAGGAUGAGGAACAUGUUCAUAUUGGUGCUGCGAGAAGGGGGACAGCCAUCAUGCAUGGUGAUGGUUCAAUGUACAAAGGGCAAAGCUUCUACAAUGGAAUCGCCUUUAAGGAGUGUGUUCUCGACUACGCACUUGUAUACGGUUGUAACCUCAAGCAAUACAUGUACGAUAGAGAUAGAAUCGGUUUUAAGUGUGUUGGUGCUAAGGGAAAAUGUAUGUGGAAAGUUUAUGCGGCAUCACUUCACAAUGAGUCGAUGUGGAGGAUUACUUUGUAUACGAACAGGCAUAUUUGUGUACCUAAUGGAGAAUGUGAAAUGUUUAAGACACCAGUGAUAGCUAGGUUGUUUCUGGAUAAGAUAAGAGAAGAACAUGAAUAUUACAUGCCUUUGAAGAUGGAGCAGACUAUAAUGGAGAAGUGGAAGAUAUCAGUUACUAGAGAUCAGUGUCAAGCUGCUAGGAGAAAGGCAUUGGCCUGGAUAGAGCUUGAAUAUGAUACUCAAUUUGAACGGCUCAGGGACUAUGGGGCCGAGAUAUUGGAAGCAAAUGAAGGUUCUGUUGUCGAGGUUGAUACGGUGAAGAACGAGGCUGGACAGGAUGUGUUUAAGCGAUUCUAUGUAUGCUAUGAUGUUCUUAGGAGAACAUGGAAAAAAUCCUGCAGACCACUAAUAGGAGUUGAUGGUUGUUUCUUGAAAGAAAAGAUCAAGGGACAGUUGCUGGUAGCUUUAGGAAGAGAUGUUGACAAUGCUAUCUACCCAAUAGCUUGGUGUGUUGUUCAGGUUGAGAACACAGAUAAUUGGUCAUGGUUUGUGAAUAGGCUGAAGAUCGACUUGGAGUUAGGUGAUGGGGAUGGUUACAUUAUGGUGUCUGAUCGACAAAAGGGGUUGAUUAAAGCUGUUGAGUUAGAGUUACCAAAGAUAGAGCAUCGAAAAUGUGUUAGGCACAUUUAUGGGAAUCUAAAGAAGAAUCAUCCGAAUAAGAUGCGGCUGAAGAAACUCCUGUGGGAUCUAGCUUGGUGCUACAACAGUAAAGACUAUGAAGAGAGUUUGGAGAGGAUCCAUGCAUAUGAUAGUAAACUAUAUGAAGAUGUAAUGAAAACUAAACCAAAGAUUUGGUGUAGGGCGUUCGACAAGAUUGGCAACUACUGUGAGGAUGUUGAAAACAACUCGGUGGAGUCCUUCAAUAACACAAUCAACAAGGCAAGAGAGAAGCCAUUUGUGGCCAUGUUGGAGUGUGUUCGAAGGCUUGCCAUGGUUCGGAUUGCUAAGCGGUCUGCAAUUUCUCACUCACACGAAGGGAUAUGCACUCCAUAUGUGAAACGUUUCUUGGCUGAAGAGCAUAAGGCAACUUCUCUGUGCUUUGUACAUCCCAGCACAAAUGGAGCUUACGAAGUUUACCUGGGAUAUGACAAACACAUAGUCAAUUUGAACGAUAGGACUUGUACUUGCAUGAAGUUUCAGAUCUGUAGAAUCCCCUGCGAACACGCUGGAAGGAGAAUUACACGGAGGGGAUUGUUCCACACUAUUGGCCUUGCACUGGAGGUGAAAGUGCAUCCACCACCAAGGCCGGAUGAUGAAAAGGUAGACAAGAAGAGGAAGAAAGGUGUUCAUGAGUCACCUACCAAGAAGAAACCAAAAGAAAAGAAGAGAAUCAUGCAUUGUGGGAUUUGUGGUGCAGCUGAUCAUAAUUGUAGGUACCACCAGAAGAAAAAGAACAAGAAGAAUACAACACAGGGUGGAACUCAAGUGGAAUCUACUCAAGGUUGUCUAACUCAAGAGAAGUAA
Camelina sativa (false flax) is the source of this 1935-nucleotide messenger RNA. Lineage: Eukaryota; Viridiplantae; Streptophyta; Magnoliopsida; Brassicales; Brassicaceae. The record is from RefSeq and is a predicted model, not a curated record.